CAGGACACCCCGGAUCCGGGGGACACUCGGGAUGCAGGGGACAGGAGCAUCCUGGGAGUGGCUGAUGGGACACCCCAAGCGUGGGGUUCAGGAGCAUCCCAGGUGCAGGAGCCCCAGCCGGGACAUUCCCAAGCCCACAGGGACCCCCUCCCCUCGAUUUCCAGCCAGGCCAACCCCUCGUGCCCCUCAGCCCGUGCCCGCCACGGCAACAAGGACUCCACUUGUGCUGCACUUGUGGCACCAGCUGGUGUUAUUUGCCCAGCGCCCGCAGCAUCCGGCUCGUCCCUGCUCUUAUUGCACCUGAUUCCAGGUGGAAAACAAAGGCUGGGCGGCAGCAGCGCCUUGGGAAGCAGCUCCAAACCCUCCCGGGGGCAGCGGGAGGAGGGAGGCAGGGAAGGACAGAUCGCCCCGACCCCCGCCGGGCUUUGGGGCUCGGCGUUGUCCCCAGCGGUGUGUCCUGCCCUUCGCCACUCCCCUGCAAGGUGGUUUUCGAUUCGCGUUCCCUUUUUCCGAGCGCUCAGAGCUGAGCUGGGCGGCUUUGGAGCGAUGGGGACGUCGCCCGGCCCCGCCCGGCCCCGCGUCCCCCGGCUGCUGGUCCUGCUCCUGGGAGUGGCAGGUGCUGCGACCCCUCGGACCCGGCAGGUGAACGGUGUCCUGGGGGGGUCCGCGCUGCUCUCCCUGGAUCUGCCCCCCGACAAGAAGGUGAAGGCGAUCGAGUGGACAUUUUUAGGUGUCGGCAGUGUCAAGAUCACAGUGGCCGAGUUCGACAGCGGUAAAUUCAAGCGCCCCGACCCCCAGGAUCGAUUCAGGGGCCGGGUGGAGAUGAACAAGACGGAGCUGAGGAUCGGGACCCUGGAGAGGGGCGACAGCGGCGUCUACGAGGCUCGGAUUAAACUGGAGCCAGCGACCGUGGAGACACAACUCUUCACCCUCUCCGUCUACGAGCCGGUGCCGGAGCCGCAGAUCCAGGGGCAGCGGCUCUCCCUCACCCCCCGGGAGUGCAACCUCACCCUGCGGUGCCAGGCGCCCCCGGGCAGCAAUGCCACAGUCACCUGGCAGCUCGGCGGCUCUCUGGGGGUGCCACAGGCACAGCUCUGCGGGGACAACCAGACCCUGUGCCUGGCCCUGCCCGUCGCUGCCUUCAACUCCACCUACACCUGCCUGGCCCGGAAUCCCGCCCAGGAGCGGAAUGUCUCCCUCCACCUGGACACCCUGUGCCAGCAGCAGGGUAAAAAACCCCUCCUGUGCCCGGAUUCGCCCCCCCAGGAGGUGAAUUCACCCCCCCUGGCACCCACCACGGCUCGUCCCUGCAGACACGGGGGCCUGUCAGAGGAGACACGUGUGCCUGGUGCUGGGGGCCGUGGGCAUUUUGGCCCUGCUUGGCAUUGCCUGGAUCUGGAGGAGGAGGAGGAGGAGGAGGAAGAAGCCUGAGGGAGGGUUGUCAGGCACUGGAAGGGAACAGGGAC
Molecule: messenger RNA, 1466 nt
Organism: Pipra filicauda (Wire-tailed manakin)
Lineage: Eukaryota; Metazoa; Chordata; Aves; Passeriformes; Pipridae
Product: SLAM family member 8-like
Exons: 4
Coding region: 547-1431 (294 amino acids)
Source: RefSeq, a predicted model, not a curated record